This is a messenger RNA of Fomitiporia mediterranea MF3/22, 249 nucleotides long. RefSeq lists its product as uncharacterized. Lineage: Eukaryota; Fungi; Basidiomycota; Agaricomycetes; Hymenochaetales; Hymenochaetaceae. The transcript has 2 exons. Bases 1 to 249 code for a protein of 82 amino acids. The record is from RefSeq and is a predicted model, not a curated record.
AUGCAACGUGCAUUUACAGACACGGCUUCGCUUGCUGCUCAAAUCAGUUUGUUCAACACUCCGGAUCUCAACCCCGGUGCACUAUUCACACUCGCUACACGCCGUCGCGCAAGUCAACCUCCAAAUCUGCCCCACAAGUGCAACCUCGACCUCUGCAAUCCAUACAAUCUCACAAUCCACACACAAUCCAACUUGCAGGGACCGAGUGGCAACCAAGGCAUGGUGACAAAGACUACCUCAAACGGCUGA